UUGGAUUCUUUCUGUAAUAACAAUACUACAGAGCUUGGCAGGAGGCAGCGGGACUGUCCCGGGGAGACGGAGCAAUGAGGAGCGCUCCUGUGUGCUGUAUGAAGGGAGGGAGAGCCUGCACCGCCAUAUACUAACAGGACCGGCAUUGCUGCCCUCUGUGUUAUCUACAGGAGAGUCUGUACACAGCAGAUUGGAAAUGCCUCACUGCUUUGCCUAUGGCUGCACCAACCACAGUGGUAAGCUUCGUUCGGCGGUCUCCAUGCACUCUUUCCCCAAGGAACUACCCCUGGCAGAGAAAUGGGUACACCACAGCCGCACCGAUGUGGGCAAUGUGAAGGAGUUUGUGCGGGACACCUUAAUGAAGAACCCCGGGCAUUAUGUACUGUGUUCAGAGCACUUUGAAGAGGACAUGUUUGAUUUAAGCAGUGAUUCUCCUUUGAUUUCAUCUGAACCAAACCAUAAAUGGAUGAGACGAAAACUGAAGGUGAAUGCUGUGCCUACAGUUUUUGCUACUGGUGCUCCUAAGCUGCGCAAACAGGCAGCUUAUCACUUGAAAAUACAUGAAAGAAAACAGUUAUUGGACAACCUACUCGAGCAGCAGAAGCGACCCAAGUUGGAAGCCGACCAGGCAAUCAGCCAGUCCAUAACGCAGGAUACCACAGCGCAAACGGAGACCGAUGGUGUAAACGGUUGUUCAAGGAAACCUCAGCUGUGGAGAAGAAAACUACUUCCUCACAAGCCCCAAUUUCUGAAGAGAAGCUGCAGCCAAGUUCCCCGAGCACUACAAAGGAAGACGCCAGCAACCUUAAACCGAAUAGCUGUAUACUUCUCCGAUGAAGAGUGGGAAUUGCUGGAGGAAUGGCAGAAAGAGCUCUACAAGAAAAUCAUGAAAGAGAACUAUGAAGCCUUAAUAGCACUUGGUUACCCCACAGUGAAUCCAAAUAUUUUACGGAAAAUCAAGCAGGAAGAAGUUAUGCGCUACACAGCUUGUUCUACAGAUGAUUUGGAGCAACCUGAAAGUCCCAGUACAGAUAAUUCCGGGAUGGAUGCCAAUCUAUCAAGAAUAAAACAGGAUGAAGAUCAAUAUUCAUCAGCCAGCCCAGAUUCAGAAGGAGAAACUAAUGGUUAUCAUGGUUCAUAUGAUAUCCCUCUCGGCACGAACAUUGAAGAAGAAAACCUAGGGAAAUGGAACGAUCAACUGAACCUUCAAGAACCUGUUUCAAUGACCUAUAACCUCUCCCAGUGUUUCAGUGAAAACAUGAAUGCAGAAUUAUAUCCAGCAACUAUGUGGAUAGCAAGAGAUACAUCCCCCAAUGGCUUUGUAAUGCCUAGCUCUGAUGGGAGAGCAUUAAGCCCGAUCACAGCCGUGCAGCAGAUAGACAGUCCUUAUAGCUGGUUCUUCUUUAAUAAAUCAUUCUUGAACGCGAACAUGGAACCCAAACCUGGUAAACCAGGAGAGCUGAGGCCAUACAAAUGCUCAGAGUGCGAUAAAAGCUUUACUGUCAAGUCUAACCUGAUUAAACAUCACCGUAUUCACACAGGGGAACGUCCAUACAAGUGUACGAUGUGUUCCAAAAGCUUCAGCCGUAACUCGCACCUGAUCACCCACCAGCGCACUCACACAGGAGAGCGUCCUUAUAAGUGUAAUGAGUGCGACAAGAGCUUUAUCCAGAACUCUGUGCUAAUCCAACACCAAAGGAUCCAUACUGGGGAGCGUCCCUUUAAAUGUGAGCAAUGCAAUAAGCGCUUCAGUCAGAAAUCCUGCCUCAUCCGUCACCAAAGAACUCACAAGAGAUAACGUUUGCAAAGGUGCAAAGGUGCAAAGCAUGUUUGGCAUACAGGGAUGUUUACAUGUAUGAGUGUCAGUGUCAUGGGAUAUGGCAGAAGUUGUCAGAUAGGACUCAAGCAAUAACAAUGGUCUAAAAGUAUUUUUUUUUCUUCUCUAGAGGAUCUCCAAGAAUCAAGUCAGUUGUAUAGUAACCCCACAUUUUUGGCAGUGCUCUUUGCUGGCAUUUUCAGAUGAAAAAAUUCUCAUUAAUAUUUUCACAUGCCCAACUAAACUACAUCUAUAGUCCAAAUUUUGACUAGUAUUAGGACAUGCUGACUUUCAUAUGCAUGAGCACAUCGUGUACAUAAAUGCAUCUUUAAAGAGGAGCUAUCUAGAAAAAUGUUAAAGAAAAAAUAUCCACGUGUAUCUUUUACUAUACAUAACUUUUUUAUUGUCUUGAAGCCACUGACAGCUGAAGGUCCAGAGAAUAUAAGGCUAGGUUUACAUCUGUGCGGGUUGUGCUACUGCAGGACCCGCAAAAAAAAUACCAUCAGCCGCAACCACCCACACAGAGAAAUGUGGGACCCGCAGCAUCCUAAUUGCAUGCUACCCGCACUGGAAAUCGUAACUCUACUGGGAACCGAGGUGCAGACUGAGAUUUUAAAAAAUGGUGCAGUGACUUCUUUCCUGCAUGUUGCGGGGCACGGCAGCCCAUUCAAAUGAAUGGGCUCUUGUGCCUGCGCAAACCACCGCCUGUGCAGCUGCACAGGUGUGAACCUAGCCUAAGAGACGCUUUGCUGACCAUUUUAUUCUCCUAAUAUAAUCAAUCCUGCUUGCUGCUCUGCAAAGUCCAUGCCAUUCAUCUGAUUAUCAAUUUUACUACUUCCCUUCCGUAAGCCAAAGUGAAGCAUUCUCACUCUUAUUUGGCCAUGCUGUUACUAUUACAAAUGGACCUGUAUAGGCUUUGCUUAGGGUAUCAUUCCUUGAGGCUUGGUUAACACCUAUGCAUUUCUCCGCAUACGUUUCUCCGCAUCCAAUUCGCAUAGCAGGAGAAUGUGACUUGCUCUCUAUGGAGCCGGUUUACAUAUCUCCGCAGUGGGUCUGGUGCGGUGUGCAGGAAAAACGUGUGCCUUUUUUGGUGCGUUUCAGGUUCGAUUUCAGCCAAAAAAUUGUACCUGAAAUGGUGAACCAGCAUGCACCGGACCCCUGCUGUGUGACAGAUGCGGCAACGGUGUGAACCGAGCCUUAAAGAAUGGUCUGCUGAGUGUUUUAUGAGAGAGAUCUCCACCUAGAACAGUAUGGCAAGAGUUCCUGUGCUUGUUUCUGUUUAUUAUAGAACCUUAGUCACAUGGCUAAUGUGAUGGACAGAGAAAACUUUGAGGAGCCGGAAAUGUUGUCAUGAGGGUAAGAUGAUCAUGCAAACCUUGUACACCUGGGUCCCCCAAAAAUAGUCAGUGGAUUCAAAACAACUUAAAAAUUCUAAUAUGUAACAUAAGAAAAGGUAAAUAUGAUAAAAAUAUUUCCUUAUCUCUCACAUGGAGCUUUUCUUUUAAAUGUUCUUGUAGAUGGCUGGUCUUUACUGAAUGCUUUUGUGAAUUUUUAAAUGUAAGCGUUGUGAUUUUUUUUUUUUCCUGGCUCUACAUUUCUGACAGACGUGGUUGGAAUCAAUUAAAAAUUACAAAAUAGCACAUCUAAAAAGCAUUAAAGUGCACUAAAAUGCAGAUGUUUAAAAUGAAGGGUUUUAAACACUGACUUGUGAGUGGGUCCUAAAAGUUAUAAAUGAUAUCGCCAUAAAUUCGGCUAUUUUCAGCAAUCACAGCAUCAUUUCUAGUGCUGGCUGUUGUCUAGCACUCUAAUACAGAUAACAACUUCAAAAAGUUAUUUUCAUCUAAUUCAGUGUGAAGACAGAAGGUUGUCUCCUUAUUUCCAUCACAAUUCAGAGUCGUAGGGUUAUUUCACAUUUUGGGAUAGUAGACAGACAUGAGAAUUUUACCUUUAUGUUGUCCUAGUGGUCAACUGUGUUCCCACAACUGCUGAUGGGCUGCUUAGACAGGUAAGGAUAUAAGUGUCAAACUAAAAAUAAGCAAACUUUUGGGAACAAGGGUAUACAUUCCACCUGUUUUUAGGGUGGUACCUCUAACCUGUUCCCAAUGCUGCAGCAGCUCCCCGAUUUCCCGCCCCCCCCCCCCCUU
This is a messenger RNA of Rana temporaria (common frog), 3960 nucleotides long. RefSeq names its product zinc finger protein 75A-like. The transcript is spliced from 8 exons. Gene Ontology annotation, biological process: negative regulation of transcription by RNA polymerase II. The record is from RefSeq and is a predicted model, not a curated record. Bases 197 to 1798 code for a protein of 533 amino acids. Gene Ontology annotation, molecular function: DNA-binding transcription repressor activity, RNA polymerase II-specific. Lineage: Eukaryota; Metazoa; Chordata; Amphibia; Anura; Ranidae.